AUGGAGCAACAAGUGCACAAACCGCAUCGCAAGUCCAAGGAGAAAAAGCAGCACUCGGGAGACCGCAAUCCAAAGGCUUUCGCCUUCUCCAAGCCUGGUAAACUCCAGAAAACUGCUGCAAGAUCCCAGGACAUCAAAGAACGGCGUCUUCAUGUACCGCUCGUCGACCGACUCCCUGAUGAGGCUCCUCCACGGCUUGUGGCUAUCGUCGGCCCUCCCGGCGUCGGCAAGACCACACUUCUAAAAUCAAUGGUUCGCAGAUAUGCGAAAGAGACUCUAUCAGACCCGCAGGGACCAAUCACUGUCGUUACGUCGAAAAAACAACGAUUGACCUUCAUCGAAUGCCCGAAUCAACUGGAAGCCAUGGUCGACAUUGCCAAGGUCGCAGACAUUGUGCUGCUCAUGAUUGACGGAAACUAUGGCUUCGAAAUGGAGACUAUGGAAUUUCUCAACAUCCUUGCCGCCACGGGUAUGCCUGGAAAUGUCUUCGGCAUUCUCACUCAUCUCGACCUUUUCCGCAAGCCACAGGCCCUCAAAGACGCCAAGAAGAGAUUAAAGCGUAGACUUUGGACUGAGUUGUACCAAGGAGCCCAUCUGUUUUACCUUUCCGGCGUGAUGAACGGCCGAUACCCCGAUCGCGAAAUUCACAACCUCUCACGAUUUGUCUCUGUGAUGAAGAACCCUCGACCUCUUGUGUGGCGCAACAACCAUCCAUACUCCAUCAUCGAUAGUUUCCGUGAUAUCACGCACCCGACGAAGAUUGAGGAGGACCCUAACUGCGACCGAUCGAUUGUUCUGUCUGGGUAUUUACGAGGGACAAAUUUUGCCUCUCAAGGACAGCGAAUACACGUUGCAGGUCUGGGGGACUUUACCGUGGCCAAUAUGGAGGUCCUACCAGACCCGUGUCCAACCCCUUCAAUGGAACAAGCACUGGCCAAAAUUACUGGAAAGACUGGGCGGAGGCGACUGGACGAAAAAGAAAAGAAGCUACACGCACCCAUGUCAGACCGAAGCGGCUUGAAGAUUGACGGCGACGCAAUCUGGAUCACAAGGGAGAAGGGAUUCACCUUUGACAAAGAUGCAGAAGACGUCGAGCGCGGCGAGGGCGAGGAAAUGAUUGUUGGUCUGCAAGCAGAGCGACGAUUAUUGGGUCAAAUGGAAGACGGAGUUCAGCUGUUCUCUGGCGGCGAGAAGCUGAAGGAAGUAGAUGAGGAGAACGACACGGGCAGAAAAUCACAACGACAUGCCAGAAUUGCGGAAAGAAAUGAGUCUGAUGUCGAGGACGAAGGGAUGGAUGAUGACGAAGAUGAUGAAGAUGAGGGCUUUGUCAGUGGGAGCGGCGACGAGGACUCUGAUGCUGAGGUGGAAUUCAAUGAGGGUAAGAUGGGCAAAAUGUUCCGCAAGGAUGCCGACAAAUCCAAUGGAGAGGACGACCUGGCGUUUGCCGAUAGCGACUCAGACCUCGGUUCUAUAUCAGGCGAUGAGGAGGAGGACAUGGAUGAGGAGGAUGAAGACACUGAUUCUGAUGAAGAAGCCGCGGCAAUGCGCUGGAAAGAUGAUUUAGCUGGUCGAGCUCGCAAAAUGCACGGCAGGAGGCGAACAUAUCAUACUGGCGACUUGGCAAGAUACAUAUAUGACGAUUCCAUGACUGCACAAGAGGCAUUGAAGCGAUGGAGAGGUGAAGAUGAUGAGCCAGAGGAGGAGAACAUCGAGGAUUCGGACGACGAUGAAUUCUUCAAGAAGACUUCACAAGAAAAAGAGGAUUCGACAGAAGAUCGCUCAAUACCGGAAUACGAUUAUGAAGACCUAGCGGCCAAAUGGGCGGAGCGAGACAACAUUGAAGCCUUGCGCAGAAGAUUUACGACCUCUGGUAUUGGAGGCGAUGAUGAUGAUGAGGAAGGUGGCGACGAUGACGAUUUUGAUGGCUUUGGAGAGGAUGACGACGACGAAGGCGACGGCGUGUUCGAAGAUCUGGAAGCUGAGCCAGCCGAGAAAGAACCCGAAACGGCCGAAGAUAUCGCAGCUGAGCGUGAGAAGAAUGCCAAGCGCAAGGAAGAACUCAAACAACGGUUCGAAGAGGAAGAUCGAGACGGGUUUCUUAAUGACAAGGCCAACGCCCGACGAGAAGGCGGCGAUAUUCAAGAGUAUGGCGAAGAUGACUGGUAUGAUGCGCAAAAAGCCAUGAUCCAGAAGCAGCUCGACAUCAAUAAGGAGGAGUUUGAGACUCUGGAUGAGCGGCAACGCGCAGCCGUGGAGGGCUACCGAGCCGGCAAAUACGCCAAGAUUGUGCUUGAAAACGUCCCAGCUGAAUUCGUGACCAAGUUCAACGCCCGUCUGCCCAUCGUGAUGGGCGGUCUCACUGCCACUGAAGACAGAUGGGGCUUUGUGCAAGUCCGAAUCAAGCGUCACCGCUGGCACAAGAAGAUUCUCAAGACCAACGACCCGCUCAUAUUCUCUCUCGGAUGGAGACGAUUCCAAACGAUGCCCAUCUAUAGCACUACGGAUUCGAGAACAAGAAAUCGUAUGCUCAAAUACACGCCUGAGCACAUGCACUGCUUCGGUACCGUCUACGCUCCUCUCAUCGCCCCCAACACCGGCUUCGUCUGCUUCAACUCCUUCUCGCCCUCCAACGCCGGAUUCCGCAUCGCAGCCACAGGAACAGUUUUAAGUGUUGACGAAUCCACCGAAAUCGUCAAGAAGCUCAAACUCACGGGUGCCCCGUACAAGAUCUUCAAGAACACAGCCUUCAUCAAGGACAUGUUCAACUCGUCUCUCGAAAUUGCCAAGUUCGAAGGCGCAUCCAUCAAAACCGUCUCCGGCGUCCGCGGUCAAAUCAAGCGCGCCCUGUCGAAGCCAGAGGGCCACUUCCGAGCCACGUUUGAAGACAAGAUCCUCCUCAGCGACAUUGUCUUCCUCCGUGCAUGGUACCCCAUCAAGCCGCACCGCUUCUACAACCCUGCCACCAACCUCGUCGGCUGGCAGCCCAUGCGUCUAACGGGUGAAGUCCGACGUGACGAGAAUGUCGCCACUCCGCAACUGAAAAACAGCCAGUACCGCAAGAUUGAGCGUGAAAACCGUCACUUCAACCCGCUGAGGGUGCCUCGCGCCUUGGCCGCCGAUUUACCGUACAAGUCGCAAAUCACAACCACAAAGAAGCAGAAACGGGAUACGUACAUGCAAAAACGAGCCGUGGUCAUGCCUAAUAUUUCAGAGGAGAAGAAGGCUCGAGCUCUUAUGCAGCAGCUUCUCACUGUGCGGAACGACGCGGCUGCGAAGAGACGUGCAAAGAAGGCAGAGAACCACGCGGCGUUUAAGAAGAAGCUUGCUGAUAAUGAGGAGAAGAAGGAGGCGAGAGAGAAGCGAGAGACUAAAGAAUUCUGGAGGAAGAAUGGGCGGAAGAGAGGAGCUGAGGAUGGUGGCGGUGGUGGUAAGAGGAGGAGGUGA
Messenger RNA from Pochonia chlamydosporia 170, 3444 nucleotides. RefSeq names its product ribosome biogenesis protein. Gene Ontology annotation, molecular function: GTPase activity; U3 snoRNA binding; GTP binding. The transcript is spliced from 3 exons. The record is from RefSeq and is a predicted model, not a curated record. Bases 1 to 3444 code for a protein of 1147 amino acids. Gene Ontology annotation, cellular component: nucleus; 90S preribosome. Lineage: Eukaryota; Fungi; Ascomycota; Sordariomycetes; Hypocreales; Clavicipitaceae. Gene Ontology annotation, biological process: endonucleolytic cleavage of tricistronic rRNA transcript (SSU-rRNA, 5.8S rRNA, LSU-rRNA); maturation of SSU-rRNA from tricistronic rRNA transcript (SSU-rRNA, 5.8S rRNA, LSU-rRNA); ribosome biogenesis.